Molecule: messenger RNA, 1067 nt
Organism: Drosophila willistoni
Lineage: Eukaryota; Metazoa; Arthropoda; Insecta; Diptera; Drosophilidae
Product: splicing factor, proline- and glutamine-rich
Exons: 2
Coding region: 220-852 (210 amino acids)
Source: RefSeq, a predicted model, not a curated record
ACAGUUGUACUAUAACCCAUCGCUUUUAUCGUCCAAUAGUUUUAUUCUGUUUAGGUAAAACACUAUCCAAUAAAAAUAAAAAGUGCUUCCUAAUGUAAAAAUUGUCAAAAUCAAAAUACAUUUCCACAACAGUCGAAAUUCUCUUCAUUACUUUUUUAACUCCGAUCCGCCUUAGUCUCUGUCUAAACAAUAUUUGUGUGUACAUUUGCCGCGUACAAAAUGAGUUCGCCGUGUGGCAAGUGCAACAUAUGCCCUUGUGGUACUAAUGGUUCUUGUGGUAAAAAAGGAGGAACACCUCCGCCAGAACCAAUGCAGCAGCAGCAGCAGCAGCAGCAACAACAACCACCUGCAUGUUCGAAUGGUGAUCAUUGUGAUUUUAGACCAUCGAUUAACCAAUCUCAGGCUCCACAGCAGCAGGUGCCCUCUGGUGGUGGAUGUCAGGUAAAUGUCUAUCAACCACCGCCACCAGUUCAGCAAUAUCAACCAACACAAAGGCCCAAUGUGGAGUGCGCUUGCACACAAAAUCGGCAACGGAGUCGCGGAACAGCAGUACAGGCGCCUCUAGCCGAUAACUACACCUGUUCACGGCCGCCGCGUGUGGAAGCACCGCCACCAGAGACACGGUGUAAUUGCCAUGAAAAGCCACAAAAAUUGGAGUGUCAAUGUGCACCACCAGUAGCCCCACCAGUGGCACCACCUAAUCGGUAUGAAGCACAGCCUACUCAUGCAAAUGUAACGUGUGGCCAAGCGACAUACACACAAGGACCCCCACCUUAUGUCAGACGCACCAACGCCAGCCAAUGUGGACACUGUCGCUCGCAAAAAAAAGGUAAAAAGUGCUCCAUACAAUGAUUGUGACCGGUGGCAAGAGAAAAUGCGGAACCAAAUUAAACAGCGUAGUGUGCAUAGAUGUAUAGAUUCUUGGGAAUUACCCAUCUAUUGUAAUUUUUUUGACAUCUAAAUUCACAGUUGUUUAAACAUGUUCUUUAAAUCUGAAACAUCCUUUUCUGGGCAAAAGCAAUAAACCCUUUGUGAUUGGGCAAUUAAAAAGCCAUUUCAUCACAAAA